This is a messenger RNA of Dama dama (fallow deer), 1383 nucleotides long. It is a transcript of the gene CNPY3, whose product is annotated as canopy FGF signaling regulator 3. Gene Ontology annotation, molecular function: signaling receptor binding. Bases 93 to 941 code for a protein of 282 amino acids. Gene Ontology annotation, cellular component: endomembrane system. The transcript is spliced from 6 exons. Lineage: Eukaryota; Metazoa; Chordata; Mammalia; Artiodactyla; Cervidae. The record is from RefSeq and is a predicted model, not a curated record.
UGCAGUCCCGGAAGCGGCUCCGGGAAGCUGCCCAGCGCGCGCAGCCGGAGGAAGCGCAGCCCCGGUCCGGUCGGGUCGGGUCCGGCUGGGCCAUGGAGCCGUUACCUGAGCCCGUGUCCGGGCCCCGACCCAGGGCCCACCGUCUUCUGCUUCUUUCCCUGCUAUUGCUGCUGCUGCUGCUACUGCCGGCCCCGGAGCUGGGCCCCAGGGAGGCCCGAGCCGAGGACACCGACUGGGUUCGACUGCCCAGCAAAUGCGAAGUGUGUAAAUAUGUCGCCGUGGAGCUGAAGUCAGCCUUUGAGGAAACUGGCAAGACCAAGGAGGUGAUCGACACAGGCUAUGGCAUCCUGGACCGGAAGGCCUCAGGCGUCAAAUAUACCAAGUCGGACUUAAGGUUAAUCGAAGUCACGGAGACCAUUUGCAAGCGGCUCCUGGACUACAGCCUGCACAAGGAGAGGACUGGCAGCAACCGAUUCGCUAAGGGCAUGUCAGAGACCUUCGAGACACUACACAACCUGGUGCACAAAGGGGUCAAGGUGGUGAUGGACAUCCCCUACGAGCUGUGGAACGAGACCUCGGCAGAGGUGGCUGACCUCAAGAAGCAGUGCGACGUCCUGGUAGAAGAGUUUGAGGAGGUGAUCGAGGACUGGUACAGGAACCAUCAGGAGGAAGACCUGACUCAGUUCCUCUGCGCCAACCACGUGCUGAAGGGCAAGGACGCCAGCUGCCUGGCAGAGCAGUGGUCUGGCAAGAAGGGGGACACAGCUGCCCUGGGAGGCAAGAAAUCCAAGAAGAAGAGCAGCCGGGCCAAGGCCCUGGGCGGCGGCAGCAGCAAACAGAGGAAGGAGCUGGGCGGCCUCGAGGGAGACCCCAGCCCCGAGGAGGACGAGGGCAUCCAGAAGGCUUCCCCGCUCACACACAGCGCCCCAGAUGAGCUCUGAGCCUAACCUAGCGGCUCCUGCUGACCGAGAGCCUGAGCUGGGAGCCGAAGGGUCUGGGGCCCCUGGCUCCCGCAGACGGAGCAGCUUGGGGCCUCAGCGGUGCCUGCCUGGCCGGUGCCGCCUCCUGCCGUGGAAACUCCAGCCCCAGGAGAACUUGGAUCAGCUGCGGGCAGCCAGGCCGGCCUCUUCCCUCUGCCCAGCGUUCCUCUCCCGACCCAGACUCCAGGCGGGCCCUGUGAUCUCAGGACUGCCGAGGACUCCAGUGUGAACUCCGGUGGGCAGGUGUCGAGCUGGACCCGGGACUGGGGCUCCAGAGCCCCCCACCCCCUCGCUCCUCCAGCACCAGCUCCUCCUCUCCGCAUCCCCUCUUCCUGUGGACACCUUGUGCUCUGCCCAGCCCUCCCCUGGGGCUCACAGAGUAAAAACCUUUCAGCCUUUUUCA